GGCCGGAACCGAAGCGUGGUGCCCGGAAAAAUAGGGCGUGGAAAGCUGAAUCUUUUUUUGCUAGUAUUGCAAAGAGCACCACUUGCUGAUCUUGGGCCAUUCAAGAAAACGAACUUUCAAUGUCUGGUGAUUCUGUAGCUCAAGUCUUGACAGCUCUUUCGGCUUUAUACUCCACUGGUGAUCCUAAAUCGAAAAGGGAAGCCAGUCGGUGGCUCGAAAAUUUCCAAAAACAGCCCGAAGCUUGGUCAGUCGCCGAUUAUCUGUUAAAUUCCACUGACAGCAAUUUGGAGUCGCGUCUUUUUGCUGCGCAGACAUUCAGACAAAAGAUUACAUACGAUCUGUGUGAGCUAGAUGCAGCUGCUCGCAAUUCCCUGCGUGCUUCUCUUCUGCAACUAUUAUGGCUGUCAACUUCCGGUCCCAAAGCUCUCAUGAUACAGCUUUGUCUAGCUGUCGCCGAUCUCGCCAUCCAGCUUGUCGACUGGAAGACGCCUAUUCAAGAUAUUUUUGGCAAAUUUGGCGAAACCGUCGAAACCGCCCCUUGCGUUCUUGAAUUCCUCAAAGUAUUACCCGAAGAAAUGAGCGGCAACAGUCGUUUACCGCUUUCGGACAAAGAAUUCAAGGAUCGCUCCGUCACUCUUAUCGAGAAUAAUGCUGUCGAGGUACUGAAAUUACUCCUCAUAUAUAUGGAAACCAAUGCUGGCAACGUUGAAAUUCAAAUUUCCGCUUUACGAUGCCUUUCAAGCUGGUUACGUACAGGCGACAUUGACAUCAACGUGUUGAGCAAUAGUCCGCUACUCAAUUUGGCAUUCGAAGCAUUAUUGCAAGACGAUCUAUUUGACGUGGCCGUGGAUGUUGUUUGCGAGAUCAUAUAUGAAACGAGGGAUGUUAUGGAGUACAAAGGCAUCAUCGAAAAGAUAUACCCACGUCUCACGCCUAUGCUUGGGGCUUUAAAAAAGGCCAAAGAGGAGGAGGACACCGAUAUGGUUCGCGGAUUUUGUCGAAUGUAUAUUGAAGCCGGUGAAGCCUACGUGUCCUUGAUUGCUCAACAUCAAGAAUCAUUUAUUCCCAUUCUGGAUGGUAUCUGCGAAUGCACAGCCUACAGUGACCUCGACAUUGCGCAAAUGACAUUCAAAUUUUGGUACGAAUUAACAAACACACUCACCACAUCUCAUUACGAAGGCGCUAUAUCAUCUUUCCAGUCCUAUUUUGAUCGAUUGGUCGACAUCAUCAUCGAUCACCUGCAUUACCCUGAAGACGUGACGGAAUGGUCAGCAACUGAACGAGAUGACUUUCGUGACUUCCGCCACGAAAUGGGUGAUACUUUGAAAGACUGUUGUCGUAUUCUUGGUCCGCAAAAAUGUCUUGCUAAACCGAUGAACCGAUUAGCCGCUCUUUUACAAAAUGCAGAUCAAGCAUCCUGGCAGCAAAUCGAAGCACCCAUUUUCUCUCUUCGUGCGAUGGGAUCCGAAGUCCCUGUCACUGAAGGAGAAGUCAUGCCGCAGAUCAUGGAAUUUCUCUCCAAACUUCCCGACCACCCCAAGAUCCGUUACGCUGCGACACUCGUUAUUUCGCGCUACUCGUUGUGGACCAGACAUCAUCCACAGUUCAUCACCUAUCAACUCAACUUUAUCUCUGCCGGAUUCCAAAAUGAUGAAGUAGCCGCGGCUAGUGCUUUGGCUCUGAAACAUCUGUGCAAAGACUGCAGCAACUUGCUGGUGGAUUACAUUGGGCAAUUGCAUCUGUUUUACGUUAAUGUCAUCAAAUCGUUACCGUUUAUUGAUGCACGAGAAGUGACCGAAGCCGUUGCUCACGUACUGGCCGUCCUUCCGGUGGCCGAAUUACAAAAUGCUUUGCAGCUUUUCUGUAUGCCACUUGCUCAGGAUCUUCACACUUUAUUAUCACGAGGUAAAAGUAAUCUCAGUCAGGAUGACUGUGUUCGCGCAGGAGAUACUCUGGAAGAGAUUGGUGCGUUUUUCGAGAUCAUUCAUCCCGAUAUUCCUCUUGGGCAACCACAUCCUUGUGUCAGUUUCUUUGGAGAAUUAUGGCCUGUAUUCGAUCUGUGCCUUUCCAGCUAUGGCGAUGAAAGUACCCUUUGCGAACCACUCUGCAAAAUCUUUAGGAGCUGCGUUCAAUCCUACAAUGUUCACUUUGUUUCCAUGUUACCGCAGUUGAUGGAGAGAAUAAUCACUGGAUUUGAACAAAAUGGCCUUAGUGUGUAUAUAUGGGCUGCGGGACGGGUCGUACGCGAGUACGCCGUAGAAGGAACCGAAGCCGUCGGACCAUGUUUCAACUUCCUGGAACGUUUGAGUAAUGCAGUCUUCAGCAAGAUCAAUGGCCGCAAAUUCGAUGAUAUUCCUGAUGUGAUUGAGGACUAUUUCCGGUUGGUCACAUCCUUUUUGGAUCGAGCUCCAACAUCGCUUGUUCAAAGCUCAUUACUUCCGUUGAUUUUCCAAGCUGGUCUUGCGGGGCUAUCCCUAGAAGAAGAAAAGGCGCUUACGGCUGUCAUCACAUUCUAUCGACGACUUUUCGGCAUUGCGUUAUCCGUAGAUGAACUUGUGACGCCUGAUACAGCUAGGAGCGCGGCGGCUAUUGGGCAGAAUGGUUCGCGCAUUGUGACUUUGAUCCGAGAAUAUGGCAGAAACUAUGUGAUGCUACUGUUCAAUGGGCUUAUUUAUCAUUACCACUGGGAUAUGAUUCCCGAUGUCGCCUCGAGUUUAAAAUCUCUGGCACAAUUAUUACCGGCGGAAAGUGCCCAAUGGAUCGUGGGCAUCAUGGAUAGCCUCCCGGAACAAAACUUGCCGACGCUUGAAAAGAACGAGUUUUUGGAAAAUUACAUGAGUGCGGUGCAGAGCAAACAGUGGACCAAAGUACGACGAAUCUUGACCGAUUUUGUUACUGCCUAUCGACGAAAAAAUGCCCAUCGGACGAGAAAAUAGAACAUGUAUGCUGUAUGCUAAAUAAAUUUUAGGCAAAAAGCUUUAAUAUGCAACAGGGAAGCUG
Radiomyces spectabilis is the source of this 3000-nucleotide messenger RNA. Its product is annotated as armadillo-type protein. Gene Ontology annotation, molecular function: small GTPase binding. Gene Ontology annotation, biological process: protein import into nucleus. The record is from RefSeq and is a predicted model, not a curated record. Gene Ontology annotation, cellular component: cytoplasm; nuclear membrane. The transcript has 9 exons. NCBI's taxonomy places the organism in Eukaryota, Fungi, Mucoromycota, Mucoromycetes, Mucorales, Radiomycetaceae. Bases 120 to 2936 code for a protein of 938 amino acids.